Messenger RNA from Fundulus heteroclitus (mummichog), 1758 nucleotides. RefSeq names its product solute carrier family 1 member 2b (gene slc1a2b). Bases 1 to 1758 code for a protein of 585 amino acids. Gene Ontology annotation, cellular component: plasma membrane. Gene Ontology annotation, biological process: L-glutamate transmembrane transport. The record is from RefSeq and is a predicted model, not a curated record. The transcript has 11 exons. Lineage: Eukaryota; Metazoa; Chordata; Actinopteri; Cyprinodontiformes; Fundulidae. Gene Ontology annotation, molecular function: neutral L-amino acid transmembrane transporter activity; L-glutamate transmembrane transporter activity; glutamate:sodium symporter activity.
AUGUAUAUUGCACUAACCUCAUCUCCCCCAGAAAUGAAUGCCAACAGCAUGCCCAAACAAGUGGAGGUGAGGAUGCACGAGAGUCACCUGGAGCCCAUUGAGGCGAGGCCUCGGUCCAAAUGUGCCCAAAUCUGCUCCAAAAUGUUCAAGAACCUUCUGCUCACGCUCACUGUCCUCGGUGUGAUCCUGGGAGCUGUAUCAGGGAUGUUGCUGCGUGUUGCUUCCCCGAUUCACCCAGAUAUUGUCAUGGUGAUCUCCUUUCCUGGAGAUAUCCUGAUGAGGAUGCUGAAGAUGUUGAUCCUGCCUCUUAUUAUCUCCAGUUUAAUCACAGGUCUAGCUGGUCUGGAUGCCAAAUCUAGCGGUCGCCUGGGCACCAGAGCUAUGGUGUACUACAUGUCCACCACCAUUAUCGCUGCUAUCCUGGGUGUCAUCCUGGUGCUAGUCAUCCACCCCGGUAACCCCAAACUAAAGGAGAACCUGGGCGAGGGUGAGAAGAAUGAUGACGUGUCCAGCUUGGAUGCCUUCUUCGAUCUGAUAAGGAACCUCUUCCCAGAGAACCUGGUGCAGGCCUGCUUCCAACAGAUCCAAACAGUCACAAAGAAAAUUGAGGUGGUUGUUGAGGAGGAUGUCAACGUCACCACUGUGGAGGGCCUGGUGGCUAACAUUACCAAGGAGCCUCAGUACAUCAUCAAAAAGUCACUUCAGUUCAAAAGUGGCAUGAAUGUUCUGGGUAUGAUUGGUUUCUUUAUUGCAUUUGGCAUCUGCAUGGGCAAGAUGGGAGACAAGGCCAGACUCAUGAUCGAAUUCUUCAAUAUCCUCAAUGAGAUUGUGAUGAAACUUGUCAUCUUGAUCAUGUGGUACUCUCCCUUUGGUAUCGCCUGUCUGAUUUGCGGCAAGAUCAUCUCCAUUAAGGACUUGGAGGUGGUGGCCAGGCAGCUUGGCAUGUAUAUGGUGACCGUGAUAGUUGGCCUGAUCAUCCACGGAGCGAUCUUCCUGCCUAGCAUUUACUUUGUCAUAACAAGGAAAAACCCCUUCACCUUUUUCUUGGGAAUCUUCCAGGCCUGGAUCACUGCUCUGGGGACAGCUUCAAGUGCUGGUACUCUGCCUGUCACCUUCCGCUGCCUGGAGGAGAAUUUGGGAAUUGACAAAAGAGUCACCCGUUUUGUGCUCCCAGUAGGGGCCACCAUCAAUAUGGAUGGAACUGCUCUUUAUGAGGCUGUAGCGGCCAUCUUUAUUGCCCAGAUGAAUGGUGUUCAUCUUGACCCUGGCCAGAUUGUCACAGUCAGUUUGACAGCCACCCUGGCCAGUGUCGGAGCAGCCAGUAUUCCCAGUGCUGGCCUGGUGACUAUGCUGUUGAUCCUCACUGCUGUCGGCUUGCCAACCCAGGAUAUCAGUUUGCUGGUUGCUGUUGACUGGCUGUUGGAUCGAUUCAGGACCUCGGUGAAUGUGGUGGGCGACUCCUACGGUGCAGGGAUUGUGUAUCAUAUGUCCAAAGCCGAGCUGGAUGAGCUGGACGCACACAUGGCUAAGUCGGACGACAUCGAAAUGAUGACAAAGACCCAGUCCUAUUACGACGACAUGAAGAACCACCACGAAAACAAUUCCAACCAGUGCGUCUUAACCGCAGCUGCUUCCACAGCUGAUAGUGCCAAUGCUAACACUUCUGUCUUAGUAGAUGAAUGCAAGGUAACCUCAGCCGCUAACGGUUCUGCUGCGGAGUGCACGCUUGUUGAGGAGGAACCAUGGAAACAUGAAUAA